AUAUUUUACCAACACCAACAUUUCAAAAAAUCUUGCAAGAUACAAAGUUUCCUUUCACUUCAGAAUUAUUACCACGUUGGGUAUUAAAAUAUUCUGUUCUUAUAAAAUGUCGUGAGGUUGUUGCUAACAAAGG
This is a messenger RNA of Dentiscutata erythropus, 133 nucleotides long. Lineage: Eukaryota; Fungi; Glomeromycota; Glomeromycetes; Diversisporales; Gigasporaceae. The record is from the annotation of a GenBank genome assembly.